AUGGGUGCCCCGCACGGCCCCGAGCGGCUUCGUCACAAUCCGGGGGCUGGCGGCACCGACAGCCUGACAGUAACGGGAAAAGUUGGGGUGAUUUCCCAUAAACAUCCGGCCAAAGAAACCAAAAGCAGCGCCGGGUUUAACCGAAAAGGCGGGGUGUCUCCCACAGGAAUGCUGCGGAAGCUGGAAAUCCAGAAGGAGGAAGACCUGGAAUCUGUGUCCGAGGUGGCCGCCCAAGUUUUCAGUGAUGGAGUAACAAACUGGGGCAGAGUUGUGACACUCAUCUCGUUUGGUGCCUUCGUUGCAAAACACCUGAAGAGCAUCAACCAGGAGAGCUGCAUCCCCUCGCUGGCAGGGAUCAUCACAGAUGCUCUCGUCUCGUCCAAACGAGAGUGGCUGCUGAGCCAAGGAGGCUGGGAGGGUUUUGUUGAAUUCUUUCGAGUAGAGGACGUAGAAGGAAGCAUCAGAAAUGUCCUGAUGGCUUUCGCAGGGUUUGCUGGACUGGGAGCAAGUCUGGCCUACAUGAUCCGGUGAGCCCGGCCAU
Tinamus guttatus (white-throated tinamou) is the source of this 541-nucleotide messenger RNA. Lineage: Eukaryota; Metazoa; Chordata; Aves; Tinamiformes; Tinamidae. The record is from RefSeq and is a predicted model, not a curated record.